AUGUCCUUAGAUUUUCAGGCCACAAAUCAACUCAUGGCCGCAUUUACAUCCAUGCAUACAACCUCCAUGAAUGCCUGUCAUGCAUUGUUCCAGCUAGCUGCAGCACCAGAACACGUGGCUCCUUUGAGGGAAGAGAUUGAGAUGGUUUUAGCAGAAGAAGGAAGUAUCACUUCGAAGGCUGCCAUGCUGAAACUCCGCAAGUUGGACUCGUUCCUUAGAGAGUCUCAACGAUUAAACCCAUCGUCAUUCGUUGGCAUGGAACGAAAAGUGUUAGUUACUACAAAGCUAUCUGAUGGCACGGUUCUACCAGCAGGAUCUAUAUUUGGGUUCAAUUCUUUCCAGAUAAAUUAUGAUACUCAACUGUGGGAGAACCCUGAGAAAUUUGAUGGGUUCAGAUUUGAAAGGCUACGGGCUGUUGAAGGAAAUGACCACAAGUACCAAGCCACUUCCAUUGGACUUGAGAGUCUAUCAUUCGGCCUGGGAACACAUGCUUGUCCUGGUAGAUUCUUUGCUAUCAACGAAACCAAAAUUCUCCUUGCUCAUUUGAUAAUGAAUUACGACUGGGCUUUCCCAGACGGACAAGGACGACCGAAAAACUUUACUCUUAUUUCUGCUCUUAUUAUCAACCCAGAGUCUGAAGUAUUAUGCAGGCGAAGACAGUAA
This is a messenger RNA of Trichophyton rubrum CBS 118892, 663 nucleotides long. RefSeq lists its product as uncharacterized. The record is from RefSeq and is a predicted model, not a curated record. Bases 1 to 663 code for a protein of 220 amino acids. Gene Ontology annotation, molecular function: monooxygenase activity; iron ion binding; oxidoreductase activity, acting on paired donors, with incorporation or reduction of molecular oxygen. The transcript has 4 exons. NCBI's taxonomy places the organism in Eukaryota, Fungi, Ascomycota, Eurotiomycetes, Onygenales, Arthrodermataceae.